AUGGCGGCCACCAGUGGCAGGUUUGAAAGUGAGAGAAGUAUUGAAGAACGUAAAGAACAGACCAGGAUUGCCAGAGCCGAGGUGUUGCGCCAGGCUAAAGCAAAUUUUGAAAAGGAAGAGAGGCGUAAAGAACUUAAACGACUUCGGGGUGAGGAUACAUGGAUGCUACCUGAUGUGAAUGAGCGAAUUGAACAGUUCUCACAGGAACACUCUGUGAAGAAAAAGAAGAAAAAAGACAAGCACUCAAAAAAAGUAAAGAAAGAGAAGAAAAAAAAGAGUAAGAAACAGAAGUAUGAAAAAAGCAAGGAGUCAACUGAUAGUUCAUCAAGCUCUGAAGACGAGUGGGUGGAGGCUGUCCCGCCCCAGGCUCCUGGCAGGGAGAAGGCCUGGAAAGCGAAAGGUGAAAAUACGGAAAGGGAAGGCAACCAAGUUGUCCAGAGAGAUGAGUGGAUGACUGUUGAUUUUAUGUCUGUUAAAACUGUGUCAUCAUCGUCGCUCAAAGCUGCAAAGGAAACUGUCAGGAAAAUAGAGCGAGAGAAAACCCAAGCGCUAGAACAGUCCAGACUGCUGGAAAGAGAACUGAAUCCAUACUGGAAAGAUGGUGGUACAGGUCUUCCCCCAGAAGACUGUCACGUGUCAUCAGUUACUAAAGUUUCAGUGGUAGAAGAUGGUGGAUUGAGCUGGCUGAGGAAGUCUUACCAGAGAAUGAAGGAACAAGCUGAGAAACAGAACAGACGUUUUGAAGACAUUGUGGCUGAAAGAUAUGGGUCAAUGGAAAUAUUUCAGUCGAAAUUAGAAGAAGCUGAAAAAACUGCAUCCACAAAAGAAGAGUGUAAACGAGAACGGUGGAGGAGACCAACAUGUUCAGAUAAAGCACAAAGUAGUCAAGAAAGUAGAAAAUCAGACUUGGUAAAAGAUAAUAAAAGUUCAAUGGAUAGAUAUAGUUCAACAAGUAUUACAAACAGUGUCAAUAAAGAAAGGUCUAGUGGUGAUGAAAAAGAUAAUAGGUCGGGGUCUUCAGAAACGUAUAGAAGACAAUCCAAUCCGAGCCAAAAUCAAGAGUUUUCUUCUCUUGGAAAUUUGAAACCUAAAUUUUUAAGACCCUCUGAUGAUGAAGAACUGUCAUUUCAUAGCAGGGGCAGAAAUUUUGACCCAUCUAGUUCAUCUUCAGUACCGGUCACUCAGGAUUCUGUGCAUCGUGGUUUUCGAAAACCCACAGAAAACAGUGAAGAAAGUUCAUCGUCAUGGAGCCAAUCUGGUAGGAGAGAAGGAGACAGGAAACAUUCAAAUCAACGGUCAGUGGACACCCGUGGCAGUGUCGGCGGUGGGCACAUUUCUGAAGACACAAGAGAGAAAUCAUGGGACGAAAGCUUGAGAGGUGAUUCUGUGAAGAAAGAGCAUUUGCAGGACGCAAAGUCUUCCUCUGCUGGAGGCGGUCUUGAAGAUGAUUCCAUCCACAUUUUGAGUGUUGAUGAGAAGAACAAACUGGGAGCCAAGAUUAUCAAGGCAGAGAUGAUGGGAAAUAUGGAAUUAGCGGAACAACUUAAAGCUCAACUUGCAAAGGCAAAUAAAUUCAAAGAAACUGUAACACAGAUGUCAUCCAAAAACCCUGGGGUGGAGAAUGAAGACCAAGAAGUGGUCCUGGUCAGAACAGAUCGGUCUGGAGGAGUGUGGCCUGUGAGCACAGCAGGAAAACCUCUGGAAUCUACAGGAGGAAGAAGGAAGAGGCAGAUGGCUUCAACUCACGAAGAAAAAGAAAGGGUUAGAUACUUUCACGAUGAUGAUAAUCUCAGCCUAAGUGAUUUAGUCAAGAACGAAAAGAUGGGAACAGCAGAAAAUCAGAACAAACUUUUUAUGAGAAUGGCAUCUAAGUUUAUGGGAAAAACAGAUGGAGACUAUUAUACCCUAGAUGACAUGUUUGUCUCCAAAGCAGCUGAGAGAGAACGUUUCGUUGCAGAGGAAGAAAACCAGAGGAAAAAAGCCAUUGCCGAGCAUCAGAGUCUCGCUGCCCGAAUGGAAAAAUGUCCCUACUGUUUUGACAGCUCUCAGUUUCCCAAGCACCUUAUUGUUGCAAUAGGUGUUAAGGUUUAUUUAUGUUUACCCAACGUCCGAUCUCUUACUGAGGGACACUGCCUGAUAGUCCCUUUGCAACACCACAGGGCUUCCACCUUACUGGACGAAGACAUCUGGGAGGAAGUUCAGAUGUUUAGGAAAUCAUUGGUAAAGAUGUUUGGAGAUAAAGGGUUGGACUGCAUCUUUUUAGAAACCAACAUGAGCAUGAAGAAGCAGUGCCAUAUGGUUUACGAGUGCAUUCCUCUCCCGAAGGAAGUGGGUGACAUGGCUCCCAUCUACUUUAAGAAAGCCAUAAUGGAAUCUGAUGAAGAAUGGUCUAUGAACAAGAAAUUGAUCGAUCUCUCUUCGAAAGACAUCAGAAAGUCUGUACCCAGGGGCUUACCUUACUUCUCUGUAGAUUUUGGCCUCCAAGGAGGGUUUGCCCACGUCAUUGAAGAUCAACAUAAAUUCCCUCAUUACUUUGGGAAGGAAAUCAUUGGUGGGAUGUUGGAUGUAGAACCCAGGCUGUGGAGGAAAGGGAUCCGGGAAAGCUUUGAGGAUCAGAGGAAGAAGGCACUGCAGUUCGCUCAGUGGUGGAAACCAUUCGACUUCACCAAAAGUAAAAAAUGUUGA
Molecule: messenger RNA, 2685 nt
Organism: Puma concolor (puma)
Lineage: Eukaryota; Metazoa; Chordata; Mammalia; Carnivora; Felidae
Gene: CWF19L2
Product: CWF19 like cell cycle control factor 2
Biological process (GO): mRNA splicing, via spliceosome
Cellular component (GO): post-mRNA release spliceosomal complex
Source: RefSeq, a predicted model, not a curated record